This is a messenger RNA of Symbiodinium sp. CCMP2592, 1653 nucleotides long. NCBI's taxonomy places the organism in Eukaryota, Dinophyceae, Suessiales, Symbiodiniaceae. The record is from the annotation of a GenBank genome assembly.
AUGUCGCCACCUCCUUCUGGUAUCGCGAGACAUAAAUUCUUGGAGGAUGUUCCAAAUGACGAUGAGCAGGAGUUUGUCAGUUGCCGAAAGCCAUAUGACGACUUCGAGGAGGAAAUAGACGACGACACGCGUGACAUGGACGGAUACGAUGAGCAGGACAUUGGUGAUGUAGAUGGUGACUACUACAAUGAGGAAGACGACUGCAUAGGGGAUGACUAUGCAGAUGACGACUGGGAGUCCAGCUACGGCUCGAGUGAAGCCGACUCCGACUACCACCACCUUUGGCCAGACCCCUUUGAGGAGGGCACCCAGGCUUCCAGCGCGCCCAGGUCGCCCACCCCAUCGAUGGCUGGAGAGGCCACGGCGGCGAUCCAGGCCCCGCUGCCGCUCGGCGGAGUUGGCCUCUGCUGGCAGGCAGACGACGCUGAUUUGAUUUCAGAUGGUCUCAAGGUGCUUUGCCUUUCACGCCCGCCUCACUGGCGAGAUGGGCCUCUAGAGGUUCGACGUGAGCCGAGCGAUGAGUCCAUCAGAAGUUGCUAUGACCACUCCCGAGCCGCUGGCGAUUUUCGUCGCUGCCCAGAAGAGUUCUGGGCGGCGUUACAUCAGAAGGCAGGAUGGACCUCUGGGCCUCGUCGGAACGAGGCUGCCGAGAGGUCUGAGCCUGUCAAUCCGCCCCCGACCUCUUCGGCGAGCUCCAAGGCCGGCCAAUGCCCAGGAAAAACUGGCCGCAGGUUGGUCUACACCCGGCAGCGCGGUUCGCUGCGGCCGCGGCCGCCGCCAGCGCGGCCGGAGAGGAGAAGCGGAGGUCCGCGGUGCUCCAGGCCUCAGGCCGCCACGAAAGCAGGCGCAGCCUCGGCCUCGCUCCUGCGGCCCUCGAAGGAAGAUGCUGGCACAGGGAUCGCGCCCGAAGAAGCCCGGGCCAAGACUCCUUUCUACGAAGUUACAGAAGAGGAGUUCGAGAGGCUUUGGCUUUCGGGUGCCGUCGAUGGUGCCAGCGAGGUGGAAGAUGAGGUCUACGAGAUUUCCGAGGAGGACUUUGACCGCUUGCUGAAGGCUGGGCAGUUGCAGCUCGCUCGCCUUGAGGCCAUGGACAACGAUGCCUCGGCCGUGGACAUCCAGGCCCGUCGGCCGACAAAGCGGCCACGGCCAAGGGGCGCACUUCCUGAUGAGGUGCUGGUCUCUUCCCUUCCAACGCCGCUGGUGCUCAGGCCGCCACCCUUGACUGCGCCGUCAGCGCCGGCCAGGCGGAGUUCUGAACCCGCGCCUCGGCGCCGGCGGCCUCGGACAGUGGAUGGCUCCGAGACGAAGAAGGCCUUCACAGGCUUCCGACCGCUGCCGGCUGAGCGGACCCCAAGAGGGGAGGUUGCACAGCGCACCGCUGCAGGUAGUCCGGCCAGGCUUCUUCGAAGUCUUCGAGCCAGCAUCUCGGGUUCCGUCGUACCCCUCACCGAAGCAGAGGAGCAAGGUGAGAUCCGAGUCGCUCGACGUCUUCCAGUAAACGGUCGCCUUCCCCGUAUUUCCCUUCCGAACACGUGGGAGGCUCUCCGGAAGAGUAACAGCUGCUCCGGGACCGACGCAGGAGGAGAGAGUGACAUGUCCUCACCAUCGCCUGUGCUGCUGCCAGGCCGUAGUCCGGCAGCGCAGGCGGAGUGA